Messenger RNA from Guillardia theta CCMP2712, 689 nucleotides. RefSeq lists its product as hypothetical. Lineage: Eukaryota; Cryptophyceae; Pyrenomonadales; Geminigeraceae. The coding region runs from base 19 to 612 and encodes 197 amino acids. The transcript is spliced from 11 exons. The record is from RefSeq and is a predicted model, not a curated record.
GAGUUUUCAGUUGACAAAAUGCCGAAGAAGGGUGGCAAGGGAAAACCGAAAGCCAAAGGCGGAGCGUCGGAGGAGGGAGCUGAGCUUACAGCGGAAGAACGGGAGCAGAAGGCCAAACUUCGUAUCGAAGCGCUGGAAAGAGAACUUGUUCAACGUACAGAUGUGAUGAAUCGAGCUCUGCAAGCGCACAAUGAAAUGCGUCAAAAACAGAAAGAGCUCCUGCAGGAUUUCGAAAAUGAGAAGAACAACACGUUCGCCAUCACCGCUGAUAUGACAAGACAAUACAAGAGCAUGCAGGAGGAGCUCUUGCGGCGGAUCAACACCUUAGAGAAUAGCAUCCAAGAGCUGAAAGAUCAGCUGGAACUCGCCCGUCAGGCCAACGAAGAUCUGCGAAAACAGAAGGACCAAGAGCUGGCGCUGAAAGAUGCACAGAUAGCAGAUCUCAAACAGAAGAUGGAAGAUAUGGCCAUCGAGUUCGGCGACAUGCUCAAGGAGACUCUCGACAAGAUGAGCGAGAAGAUAGAGGCGACGAGCAACGAAUGGGAUCAUGAUGCGGGGGGGGACGUGCAGAAGAAGCUGGAAGAGUUUAACAUCGGACCCAUCGGGAUGUGAAGAUUUCUCUCUCUCGUGAAUCUCUCGUGUAAUAUUCAAGUGCUUUAAUUUUUCAUUACAAUCUGUCGAAACCCCUA